Moesziomyces antarcticus is the source of this 570-nucleotide messenger RNA. RefSeq lists its product as uncharacterized. NCBI's taxonomy places the organism in Eukaryota, Fungi, Basidiomycota, Ustilaginomycetes, Ustilaginales, Ustilaginaceae. Bases 1 to 570 code for a protein of 189 amino acids. The record is from RefSeq and is a predicted model, not a curated record. The transcript has 2 exons.
AUGAAGUUCUCCCUCGCCCCCGUUGCGCUCCUCGCCUUUGCCGCUGGCGCUGCCGUCGCCCAGGAGAGCUCGGCCUCCUCCAUGUCCUCGUCCAUGAGCGGGUCCAUGUCGUCGUCCGCUAGCAGUGCCGCACCCACCUCCAUGUCGGCCUCCAGCGGCGGAUCCGGCGGCUCGGGUGGAUCCAACGUCUGCACCGUCCUUGGCGGUGACCCGCAGGCCCAGCCCGCAGGAUGCCCCUACAGCUCCACCACCACCCCCACCUACGACCUCAGCUCGCUCAUCUCGUACUUCAUCGGCGGAUACACGCGUGGCCCCGAGGGCAAGUCGCCCGAUGAGGUGGCCAACGAGAUGGCUGGCUCCGUCCUCCAGUACUACCCCACCCUCACCACGCCCAAGUCCGACCUGCAGAAGGAGUUCGCCUCCGCCAUCUCGGCCACCAUCAACGCCAUCGCAGACGGCAAGCUCCAGGCAUCCGACCUCGCCCCCGCCUCGCGCAACGUGCCCGAGAACGCCAUCAAGUACGGUGCCGCCAUCGCUGCCGUCGUUGCCGCCGGUGCCUGGGCCCUCUAA